AUGCGAUGUAGAAGGCAGCAAUGUGUUAGUUCGGGUGUUGAGAACCAUCCCCAAAAAAUCUGGGUAAAUUUUUCCGCGUACCUUUGGGAAGUUCAUGCAAAGGUGCGGUUAGGUUCAGAGGACCAAAAGAAGUGCCCCAAGGGCCAGCAGCGGCCAUCCUUAAUGGAUUAUAAGGUGGUAUUACAAAAUGAUUUGCAAGUGGAACAACUGAAACUUGCAAAUUUGAUGCCUCACUUGGUACGGGAGAUCGUCAUGCAGAUGGAGGAAAACUUCAUGUCCGCUGCAAGGGAAAAGCCUUUGGAAGUAGGGAGACUAGAACUUGGUGCAAUUGUGAGUGUUACUGAUGGUGCUGAUAUUGAGGCAUCCAGCAAAACAUUUGUUGCUGCUACCUCUUUAGUUACAGAUGGAAGAGUAGAGGGUGUUGUGAAUGUAACUUCAGCACUUACCGAUGGAGGAAUUGUCGUGGUGGUGGUAGUAGUGACAGGAUAUGCACAAAACGCAUUUGUUGAAAAGGAUUUAAAACUUGCAAUCAAAUGUGAUUGGCGGGUAUACAGCCAGACUCUGCAACCUUUGCCAGCCUGUGGGAAAAUGAGAGCUUUGGAACAGGAAAAUGAGAAAAAAUCCCUCUUGGAUUUCAAGCGGGGUCUUCACGACCCGUCUGGUCGACUGAACAAUUGGAAUAAUUCCACUGACUGUUGCCAGUGGGAAGGAAUCCGAUGUGAUGAUACAGCAAAUCAUGUCAUUCAGUUGGAUCUCCACGAUCCUUUCGCCAACAACCCGGCGGUGGCUUCGCAGAAUUCAACCUCUGAUGUUCGUUCCGAGAUCACUAGGCUUUCUGUUGAGAGUAAUAAAAAAGACGUUCUUUCUCCUCUGUUUGAUCUAAAGAUGUUACAAGUCUUGGAUUUGAGCUGCAACGACUUCAGUGGUGUUGGGUUCCCUCAGCAACUCCACACGCUGAAAGAUUUGCGCUGUCUCAGCUUGUCAAACGCUGGAAUCGUUGGAAAGACACCUAGGGAGCUGGGCAACACGUCCACCUUGCGCUACUUGGAUCUUUCCACAGAUUACUACAUUUCCUCUUCCUCCAUCACAAUUGAAGACAUGCGGAUGUGGAUAGGAAACAUGAGGGACUUAGAGGUGCUGCUGCUGGACGGGGUGAAUAUGAUGCAAGUGGCAAGCGAUGAAUGGGGCAAAGCUAUCUCCACCAUGCACAGUCUCAGGCGUCUUCAAAUGUACAACUGUAUGCUCUCUGGCCCGAUUCCCCCUUCCCUUGCAAAUCUUACCUAUCUAACCCACCUCCAACUUGGUGGCAAUUCCUUCUUCUCGUCCAUACCUUCUAGCUUACACAACCUUUCCAACCUUGUUUCUCUCAAGCUUAGCAGCUGUGACCUCAAUGGCUCCAUCCCUCCUCAUCUGUUGAGCCUACAAAACCUGCAAGAAGUUGACUUGUCUGCAAAUCUAGACUUGGGAGGGCAACUUUCAAGCAUUCUUCCGCGACACUCUGCGAAGCUUAACAGCCUUGUUCUUACUACAACCAACGUAGCAGGAGCUAUUCCAGAUUCAAUUGCGAACAUCUCUUCGUUAACACUCUUGGAUCUCUCGAACUGCCUUAUCCAAGGUCAGCUUCCUCCCACCAUUGUUAAUCUUACAGGACUCAUAAUGUUGGAUAUCUCAAAUAACAAGUUAAUAGGAAGUAUACCAUCCUUUGGCGCUAAGCAUCCAUUAGGAACAUUUCCUUUAGCCUAUAUCGACCUUUCAUACAAUCAGUUGCAGGGCAACAUACCCUCUAAGUUGUUAGGUGCAUUUGGGAAGCUCCGUAAUGUUCACUUGAGGCAGAACCUAUUAACCGGUGCCAUUCCAUCCCCUGACAUGAAUCUUACCUCCCUCACACACCUUGAUCUGAGCCACAAUAAACUGAACGGCACAAUUCCUUCCUUGGCCAACACUAAGUCCCUUGUUCUGGUUGAUCUGAGUAAUAACCACUUGAUUGGCAAAAUCCCGGCUUCCGUUAGUCAACUAAUUUCCCUUGAGACGCUUGAUCUAAGCAACAACUUGUUAACAGAUUGCAUACCUGACAACAUUUCAUAUCUAUCUCGACUGAAGGUUCUUUCCCUAUCCUCAAAUUGGUUAAGUGGGAACCUUACAGAGUCCCACCUUCAUAAUCUCUCCAGUCUGGUAUCUCUAGACAUUUCAAACAAUGCGUUAACUGUGAAAGUCAGUCCGACGUGGGUUCCCCAAAACUCGUUUAGAACUUUGAAAUUAAGAUCAUGUAACAUGGAGGGUGAGUUCCCGGCCUUCUUAUCAACUCAAAUCCAAAUUUCCGAUCUGGAUUUGUCAGACAAUAGAUUGUGGGGUAAUAUUCCUGCGUGGAUAUGGGAUUCCCUUCCUCUUCAAAAGCUCAACCUGUCUUAUAACAGUUUUGCAGGCGAUUCACUUUCCAAGCUAAUGGGGCUUAAAGCAUUAAAGAUUCUGGACUUGCAUCACAAUAACUUUCAUGGUCCGCUCCCGCUUCCUCCUCCUUCAGUGGUUGCGUUAGACCUGUCUGAAAAUCACUUUUAUGGAUCCAUUCCAGCUGAAAUUGGCGAGAAGAUUCCUCCAGGUUUUGUAAACUGCAGUUAUCUUGAGGUAUUGAAUUUGGAGAACAAUUGUUUGGAAGGUGUCAUUCCGGGCAACAUUUCAGAGAUGAAGGGUAUGUCAAAUGUCUUAGAGUAUACAGAAUUCUUUGAGUUUGAGUUUGGGUCGAUAAAAGGCUCAAAAUAUGUAGAGAAAAUAAUCAUCAGAAGCAAAGGAUUAGAGCUAGAGUAUGUGAAAGCUUUGCGUUUGGUAAGAUGCCUUGAUCUAUCAAGCAAUAGAUUAUCAGGUCAUAUCCCUCAAGGCAUGGGAUCUCUGAUUGGUUUGAUCAUUCUUAAUAUUUCAAGAAACCAUAUUGAUGGUGGUAUACCCAAGUCCUUGGGAAACAUGGCACAGUUGGAGUCCCUUGACCUCUCGCGAAACCAACUGUCUGGAGUAAUCCCUAGUGAAUUGCAACUUCUCACAUACCUAAGUUACUUGAACCUGUCAUACAAUCAUCUUACAGGAAAGAUACCGCAAGGAGGACAGUUUUUUACAUUUGAAGCCUCAUCCUUCUCACAUAAUCCAGGUCUAUUCGGGUUACAACUUAAAGAGUCAUGGUCGCCUUCGCCAAAGGAUGAAAGCAAGCCUAAGAAGAAAGAAAGGGCGAAUAAAAUGAGGGCAAGAGAGAAAAUUGACAGUUUCAUUGUUUUGAUGGGUAUGAGCUUCGGAGUGGGCGCGGGCAUAAUUGUAGCUCCAUUGUUGUUUCUGAAGAAAUGGAGGGUAAAGUUCUUUGAUUUGUUAGACAGUAGAUUGAUUUGGUUUGUUGAUUUGAUUCCCUGUGCCAAGUUGGAGAUGGCGAAUGUUUCGGACCGUGAAGAUCAAGAGAAUUCCGAUGAAAGCAAGAAAUUGAUACGCUUUUGCGCUGAGUUGGGGCCACUGGCAUCGAGGGAGCAUUGGCCUGCUACCUUGAGAUUAUAUCGAUGGUUGCGGUCGAAUGAGUUGGAGAUCUUAGCUGCUCUAGGGUUGCAUUUUAUGGGCAGUUGA
Molecule: messenger RNA, 3594 nt
Organism: Cryptomeria japonica (Japanese cedar)
Lineage: Eukaryota; Viridiplantae; Streptophyta; Pinopsida; Cupressales; Cupressaceae
Product: receptor-like protein 33
Exons: 7
Coding region: 1-3594 (1197 amino acids)
Molecular function (GO): protein binding
Source: RefSeq, a predicted model, not a curated record